AUGACUUCGAAACACGACGCCUUCGACACCAAGGUUCGGCUUCGACGCUACGACCGCAGAAUAUCUCGCGCAAAAGCACACGCUCGAGAAGAACUCGACUCCUUUGGCUGGUCCAAGCACAAAUAUUACAAACUUGACCUGUGGCCACGAGCACCCUAUCGCACGGCUCCUAGGAUAGACUACGAUACUGUCGACGAGGAUGACUUCAUUCGCCACUUUGAAGAGCCAGGGGUCCCUGUUGUCAUUAUGGGCGCUACAAAAAGCUGGGAUGCUGCAAAGAACUGGACUCCGGAGGGACUGCUGAGGGAUUUUAGGAACGAAAAAUACAAAGUGGGAGAAACAAACAAAGGCACAACCGUAAAAAUCUCCAUGAAGUACUUCCUCCACUACGCCCUCACCUCUAAAGAAUCCCAGAAGGACGACUCCCCGCUCUACAUCUUCGACAGCAGAUUCGCUGACAAAACUCCCACCUCUUCAUCAUCAUCCUCACAUUCCCGGAAGAAGCGGAAACGGUCCCGGUCAACCUCAUCUCACCGGCCCCGCAAUCUGCGGGAUGAUUAUGAGAUUCCGAAAUAUUUCAGGGAUGAUCUGUUUGCUUUGACGGGGGAGAAGAGGAGGCCGCCGUACCGGUGGAUUGUGAUUGGACCUGCGCGGAGUGGGACGGGGAUUCAUCUGGACCCGCUAGGAACCUCAGCAUGGAACGCCGUCCUAACCGGGCACAAGCGCUGGGUCCUCUUCCCUCCCACCACACCCCCACAUCUCAUCGAACCGCGAAAUUUACCCGACCACGAAGCUUCGUCGUGGUUCGCCCAUGUCUUGCCGACCAUGUAUGUGGUCGAUGGAGAAGGGAGGACGCUGGGAGAGAGGUUGGGGAUGAUUGAGAUUGUGCAGGGGCCUGGGGAGACGGUCUUCGUGCCGGGGGGUUGGUGGCAUGUUGUUAUCAAUCUGGACUACACAACAGCAAUCACCCAAAACUUCCUCUCCUUCACCAACCUCGACUCCGUCUGGCUGCGCACACGGGACUCGCGCCCGAAACUCGCGCGGCGACUCUUGCAGCGGAUCGAGGAGCUCGCCACUCCACUAUCGAGAUCCACAAAACCGAAGAAGAGGGGGAAGGAAGGGGAGGAGUUGCAUGCCGAGUUUUAUGCACGGUGCAGGGAUAAGAUCCGGGCGUUGCGGAUGGUGCCGAGGGUUCCGCCUUCCUCUUCAUCCUCGUCGUCCUCUUCGUCUUCAUCGUCUUCAUCGGGUUCAGAUGAGAGCAGUGGUAGCGAAUAGCGAUUACGCUAUGCUAGAUAAUCUAUUCUUAUCAAACAGGCAGAGCCCGAUAGCGGUAUGAGGGAAGAGAGAGUGGGGGUUACUAAGCCCUCGGGAUGCAGGCGCGGGGAUGAGGUAUCGGUAGCAGAAGACGAUAUAGCAAACGAGAGAAGUACUUCUAUCGUAAGGGAGGAGGGGUAAAAAGACCAAAAGUAAAACGCGACCGAAAGAAAUAACAAAAAACUAAAAGGCAAGCUAACUGUACAAGA
Messenger RNA from Fimicolochytrium jonesii, 1523 nucleotides. RefSeq lists its product as uncharacterized. Bases 1 to 1275 code for a protein of 424 amino acids. Gene Ontology annotation, molecular function: histone H4R3 demethylase activity; P-TEFb complex binding. Lineage: Eukaryota; Fungi; Chytridiomycota; Chytridiomycetes; Spizellomycetales; Powellomycetaceae. The transcript has 6 exons. Gene Ontology annotation, biological process: phagocytosis. The record is from RefSeq and is a predicted model, not a curated record. Gene Ontology annotation, cellular component: cytoplasm; nucleus.